Messenger RNA from Aspergillus nomiae NRRL 13137, 1224 nucleotides. RefSeq names its product lipase 1 precursor. Gene Ontology annotation, molecular function: triacylglycerol lipase activity. Gene Ontology annotation, biological process: lipid catabolic process. The transcript has 2 exons. Bases 1 to 1224 code for a protein of 407 amino acids. The record is from RefSeq and is a predicted model, not a curated record. Lineage: Eukaryota; Fungi; Ascomycota; Eurotiomycetes; Eurotiales; Aspergillaceae.
AUGCUCUCCCCAGUCCGUCUGCUCCCUCUUAUUGGGAGUCUCCUCCCUAUAGUCUCUGGGCUGCCUACCACCAGCCCAUCGCCUGUAGUUCUUCCUCCCAGUGUAGACCCUUUCUACAGCGCCCCCCAUGGCUACGAGAGCACCCGUCCCGGCGCCAUCCUGCGCCUACGCCCCGCUCCGGGCAAUCUGACUGCGUCGGUCGGUAAUGCUUCUGCAGCAUACAACAUCGUCUACCGCACCACAGACAGCCAAUAUCGCCCUUCAUGGGCCGUGACUACCGUCUUCGUUCCCUCCAACCCUCGCCCCGGCAACUCUUCUCUUCUCUCCUACCAAAUCGCAUAUGACUCCCACAGCAUUAACGCCAGCCCCAGCUAUGCCAUCUGGUACGUCAAUGUCCCGGACUACGAAGGUCCCCUCGCUUCCUUCACCGCAGGUGUCCAAUCGGGCCACGCGACACUCGACUCCAUCCGCAGCAUUAUCCACUCCAACACCACCGCCUUCAACAUUAAAGCUUCGUCCUCCCGCACAGCUCUAUGGGGAUACUCCGGCGGCGCCCUCGCCAGCGAAUGGGCCACCGAGUUACAGGGACAAUACGCGCCCGAGCUCUCUCUUGCCGGUGCAGCUCUCGGCGGACUCACACCCAACAUCACGAACGUGAUGAACACCGUGACAGGGAACAUCAACGCGGGACUCAUCCCAGAAGCCGUCCUCGGCCUGGCCAGUCAAUACCCCGCCACCUACGAGUACUUGGUCAGCCAGCUCAAGCCAGAGGGAAAGCACAACCGCACGACCUUCCUCCUAUCGCAGAACAUGACUCUCGCACAGGCGGAGGCGUCCUUCGCCGGGCAGGAUGUCUACGAGUAUUUCGUUAACGGCAGUGACACCUUCAAGGCCCCUGUUGUGCAGUAUGCGCUGAACAGGGACGGGUACAUGGGCUACCAUGGCGUGCCGCAGACCCCUAUCUAUGCGUACAAGGCGACCCAUGAUGAGGUCAGCCCUGUCGGCGAUACCGAUGCGUUGUUGGAAAGGUACUGCGGUGUCGGCGUGAAUAUCCUCUAUGAGCGCAAUACCAUCGGCGGGCAUUCUGCGGAGGGUAUCAAUGGCCAUGCGAGGGCGCUGCAGUUCCUUGCCGCCGUCUUGGAUGGGUCCUAUGCUAGUGUGUACCAGACUAGGGGAUGCACGUUCAGGGAUGUUGCGGUGAAUAUCACUGAUUCGGCGCUGUGA